AAUGUUAUCACAGAACUAUUGUGUGGCGUUCACACUACAUAUUUAGUAAUAAUCUCAAUUCGUUUAUUAACUAUCUGCCCUGGAUUGUUUCAAACUUUUUGUAAUUUUUUUUAAUAAUCAAACAGAUCAUUAUGGGUGACCGCUACAAUAUUCACAGUCAAUUGGAGCACCUUCAGUCAAAAUAUAUUGGUACAGGUCAUGCGGACACUACCAAAUUUGAAUGGCAAGUAAACCAACACCGCGACUCAUGUGCUUCAUAUCUUGGUCAUUAUGAUUUAUUGAAUUGGUUUGCCAUCGCUGAGAACGAAGCUAAAGCAAGAGUACGGUUUAAUUUAAUGGAAAAAAUGUUACAACCUUGUGGUCCUCCACCCGAAAAGCCUGAUGAAUAAUUAUUUUAAAUAUGAAUUAUAAAUAUCAGAGUUAACUAAAUUAGUGAUUAAUUUUAUACUUAAAAAUU
Messenger RNA from Sipha flava (yellow sugarcane aphid), 457 nucleotides. It is a transcript of the gene Sf3b5, whose product is annotated as splicing factor 3B subunit 5. The record is from RefSeq and is a predicted model, not a curated record. The transcript has 2 exons. Gene Ontology annotation, biological process: mRNA splicing, via spliceosome. Lineage: Eukaryota; Metazoa; Arthropoda; Insecta; Hemiptera; Aphididae. Gene Ontology annotation, cellular component: U2 snRNP; precatalytic spliceosome. Bases 132 to 389 code for a protein of 85 amino acids.